Molecule: messenger RNA, 2278 nt
Organism: Physcomitrium patens
Lineage: Eukaryota; Viridiplantae; Streptophyta; Bryopsida; Funariales; Funariaceae
Product: F-box/kelch-repeat protein At3g61590
Molecular function (GO): protein binding
Source: RefSeq, a predicted model, not a curated record
CCAAAACGCAACCCCGGUUUUGACACACAGCGAAAUCAUGGACAGGAGGAGUGCAUUGGGCUAAGACGAAGAAGAAGAUAAAGAGCUGGGGCUUGUUUUAAGUCCUGGUGGGGUCCAAUCAAGCAAAGCAUUUAUGAAAAAUCUCAUUGGACGCGGGGAACACCUUCUCCCAGUUUGGUAGCAGUCACGUUUUGAGCUUCUUACCACCCCCCCCCCCCCUCCCCCCGUGCGAUCGCUCUCUGCAUAUUCAUUUUUUUGUUUUUGUGUUUUUGUUUUUUUUUUCUCUCUCUCUCUCUCUCGUUUGGAAGGCUUGCUCGGGAUGCUGCUCAUCACCAUGCUGCAGUCGUAGGUGGUUGCUCUCCAAUUGGAGACUCGGCCAUUCCUUUUCUCCAGGGAUCCUCUGUUUAUGAAGGGGCGAAAAAAACAAGUGGAGGCUAAUGCUUUUGCGGAAUUCUACGAGUACGCUCAUAUGUUUGGUGAGAGAGGGCGAGGACUUUCUGUCGCAAGCAGUAAUUAUGGACCCACAGGCAAAAUCCUAAAAGAUUUUUGAUUCCACACCAGGUUUUCUAGCUUUGGAAGGUGGAGCAGCGUUGUUGCAAGGUGAAGUGGUCGACUUUACCUUCAAUUGUUUGAUCAACGAAGGUCAAAGGUUAUCAGUUACUUCGUGUACGUAGUAGUUAUAUUAGGGGCCUUAGCAAAGUGAACGAUCGCUGUUGAGAGGGCUUUCCCAGAAUUAAAGCAGGUCUAGGAUUGGACCUAUUUUCUGCUGCAACAUGGGGGCUGGGCGAAGAGAAGUCGGAAACGAAAAGGGCAAGCAGGUGAUGUUACCAACAUCUGAAGCAGAAAACGGAUUGGAAAAGUAUUUAAUCUUGGACGAAGGUUGCACCCAAACCACACAUACAUCAUGCCCAGCAGUGGUGAUACCGGCGGAGAUUGUAGAAAGAAUCUUGUCGCUUUUGCCACCCCCGGUUAUAUUCAAGUUCCGCUGUGUGUGCAAAGCAUGGAACAAGUUGCUUUCCUCUCCAUCUUUCUUAAAGACAUGCAGACCAGAGCCUCUAUGCAGACCAAUAUUUUUCUUCUUCACAGACGACUGGAAUCGGAGAGUGGCAGCGUAUAGGUUCGAGUCCAAGAAGUGGUUCAAGUUCCCCUUUAGCUGCGUCCCCCAUCUGACAGAUGUGAGAGCUAGUGCUGGAAACUUGGUCUUGUGCGGUAACCUCGUAGCCAAAGCCGAUGGCUUUGUUGAGGAUGGAUACGUAGUUUGCAAUCCGAUCUCAAAACUGUGGAUUCAACUACCUCAGCCACCGUCCCAACACAAAUCAGCAACCUCUCCAGUUAUGGCUAUGAAGCAUCUGGGAGAUCCCUCCUCCUCUUCAUUUCAUGUCACGCAGUCGAUCACGGUUGAAGAUGAUCGGCACCUGGGAGGUAAUAGUCACUUCACCUUGCUUCAAGUCUACAGCUCCGACACGAAGCAGUGGAUAUCUGCGGGGAGGAUUUGGCACACCGUGCUUAUCUCCAUGGUGUGGUGCAAUGACAUACUCUACUGCUUGAACAGCCUCCGCCAUCUCUUCUUCAGCACAACCUUGGACAGUCUCCAUUGGCAGAGCGUGCAGUUGCCAAUCGUUAAGGAACCUUCCAUGCUGUUGGAGUGGAAUGGGCGUGUUAUUUUACUAAGCUUUCGCGUCUUUUCAAACAAGUUGCGGGUUUGGAUGCUAGAUACUCAGAUCCCCUACAGUUGGAUACAUCUCGGACAGACUCGUGCGAUUGCGGAGUUGGGCUCCCCCGUCGUGUGUGGUGAUGUUAUCGUUUUCAUUAGUAAGAGGGAUGUUGAAGCAAAGGUCGAUCUGGUUACAUUCAAUCUUCGCGACAAGAGGUGGAGGGCCAUUGAGAGAUGUCCAUUCAUCGAGCGAACUGGUGACAAUGUCUCAUUUCCUAGCUCAUGGUCAUGCAUUCCCUCCCUGCAUUCGCCUUUCUAAAGAAUUCUAGCAUUCUUCUGCAGGCUGUCAAGCUAAUUCCGCAUGUUGCACGUCAGUGGGAUUUGGACGUGCAGUGGUUCUGUUCAAGUUGUAAACACGCAAUACAGAGGGUGUUAAACUCCACAAUAGAGGGGUUAAUGUCGGCGCUUGUCUAUGAGAGCAAGCUCGAUUCCAUGGUGGGGAAAACAGCCGAAAAAGACUGGCCAUUGUAAAAGUAUUUUGAACUGUAUACAUGUCGAUUGCUUUCAAAAUUUUGUAUUGAACAUAUCUAGGCUAUGUGGAUUUAUCUUGGUUUUUGUAAGAUU